UAACAAAGCAAGGCACAGACGCUGACGGGCCGUGAUGCUGCGCCGUUUGGGGAUAAAUGCUUUCACUUGGUGCUUCAAAGUUUCACAGUCUGUGGAUAAACAUCUGAAGUGGAAAAGUUUUUGAAACAUUAAAAAUCUGGAUAAAUCGUAAAGGCUGGUAUAUUUUCGAUGAGCCAGGGAUAUAACCAGGUAUUUUAUCACCUAAUAAUUGAAUUUAUUUAAUUUCACAUGCCCAUAACUCAUGUCGCACCAUAUAUUUUAAAUCUUGAAUAAUAUGUGCGUUAAUAUUGAUGUUAUUAUCAUAUUCCCCCUGCAGGAUCCCCAUCAUGGAUAUUAAAUUGGAGGGGAUUGACCCAGGGACUCCAAGAGCUCUGUUAGUGACAUGUGUGACUCUGUUGCUUUCCCUCCAACUGUGGCUGUGGCUCCGGCAGAGGUCGAUCCACUGCCCGCCCGGUCCACUCUCCUGGCCGGUCAUCGGGAACGCUGCGCAACUUGGCAAGGCACCGCACUUGUAUUUUACGCGUAUGGCAAAGAAAUAUGGCAAUGUCUUCCAGAUUAAACUGGGCUGUCGGACCGUGGUGGUGCUGAACGGGGAGUCCAUCAAACAGGCGCUGGUCAAACAGGGACUUCAAUUUGCCGGCAGACCGGACUUCACCUCCUUCCAGUACGUCUCCAACGGGAACAGUCUCGCUUUUGGCACCAUGACGGACUGGUGGAAGAUGCACCGCAAAGUGGCCCAGUCCACUGUACGGAUGUUUUCCACCGGGAACCCGCAAACCAAAAAGACAUUUGAGCAACACGUCCUCUGCGAGGUCAAAGAACUUCUGCAGCUGUUUGUGGGAAAAACGAAGGAGCACCAAUAUUUCCAGCCCACGACAUAUCUUGUGGUGUCCACGGCCAACAUCAUGAGCGCAGUGUGUUUUGGGAAGCGCUACUCCUAUGAGGACGAGGAGUUUCGGCAGGUGGUGGGGAGGAAUGACCAGUUCACCCAAACAGUGGGCGCAGGGAGCAUAGUGGACGUGAUGCCCUGGCUCCAGUAUUUCCCCAACCCCAUCAAAACCAUAUUUGACAACUUCAAGAGGCUCAACCUGGAGUUUGGCAUGUUCAUUCGAGAUAAAGUCAUUGAACAUAGAAAAACAAUCCAGUCAGACACAAUCAGGGACAUGACGGAUGCUUUUAUAGUGGCGCUGGACCAACUACGCGACAAAACCGGGGUUUCAUUGGAGAAGGACUUCGUUACCUCCACUGUUGGGGAUAUAUUUGGAGCAAGUCAAGACACACUGUCAACUGCCAUGCAGUGGAUCACCAUCAUACUUGUCAAGUAUCCAGAGAUGCAGGUGCGUCUCCAGCAGGAGGUGGACAAGGUGGUGGACCGCAGCCGGCUCCCGUCCAUCGAGGACCAGCUGCAGCUGCCUUACGUCAUGGCCUUCAUCUAUGAGGUGAUGCGCUUCACGAGCUUUUUGCCGCUCACCAUCCCCCACUCCACUACCACUGACACCUCCAUCAUGGGCUACACCAUACCAAAGAACACAGUCAUCUUCAUCAACCAGUGGUCCAUCAACCACGACCCGGCAAUGUGGUCCCACCCGGAGACCUUUGACCCUCUGCGUUUCCUGGACCAGAACGGAGCACUGAACAAGGACCUGACCAGCAGUGUGCUCAUCUUCUCGCUGGGCAAACGGCGGUGCAUUGGUGAGGAGCUGUCCAAGUUGCAUCUCUUCCUCUUCACAACCGUCAUCGUCCACCAGUGCAACAUCACUGCAGACCCGGCCAGGCCGCCCACACUGGACUACAACUAUGGUCUGACUCUGAAACCCCACUCCUUUUUUAUAUCAGUGUCUCUGCGGGAAGACAUGACACUGCUGGACACGGCAACCAGGCAGGCUGAGGAGGUCAAGGCCGAGCCGUCAUCAGACUCCCAAACAAAAGAAUAAAUUAAAUCAAAACUAUCAUGAGUACAAAUGAAGGCUGAAACAUAAAAAGACUUAUGAACUGUAGCUCAUUUUUGUGAGCUGCCUGAAAAAUAUAUUUAUAAGCUGAAAUCUCAGGCUAAAUUCUUAUCCUCUACACACUGUUUUUAAUGCUUCACAUGACAGUGAGUUGAGAAUGAUUACAUAGUUGUGAUCACUGAUUGCUGACUUAUUUUUAAGUAUUAUAAUGCCGGACAGAAACAGAUGUGCGUCUGUUUCACAGGAGACAUGAUGAAUACUGCACAUGCCAUGUCUCACAGCAGUUCACCUGGGAUGAAUCUGCUCAGCUGUAAUCCCUUCACAUGCCAGACAACCUCAAACACACAUCAACUUUGCAAUUAGCAUCUUCUUUUGAUUCAUCAAGGACUGCAGUCAGCUGCACAUCACCAGUGAUCAGCCUCAAUCAGACGUCAGUAUAGGCAACACUGGCUACAAGCUGUGACAAAUCCUUGUGAUUUUGGUGCGAAUAGCAUUACUGCAAGAGUUGAGUGAAAAGUAGAAACCUCCAAGCUUGUAUACACCCUGUUGUCAUUGUUGCUGUCAGAUAAAGAGUUAUAAACCCUCUGAAAUUCAUGUCAAAUUUCUCAACACAUAAAAGAACAUUUAUUCCAUGAAGUUAACUAAUCAAAACUGGACUUACAAGAUUUCUAGAUGAUUAAAGUGAUGUGCCAUCUAAGGUCAGACUCCUGAUCUUUGCAGUGAUUCUGCAUGAACAGGUGAAUAAGCUCAUGGAGUGCUCCAGCCCCUAAGCGUAAUGUCUACUAAAAUAAACCGCCCAGUACUAACGUGUAGUUUUUGAUAUAAUAGCAUAAAAGCAUAGUUACUCAGGAAUAAGGGCUAUGAAAUGCCAAAUACUAUUUUAAGUAGAAUGCUUUUGAAAGUCAUCUAAUAUAUCCUGAAACCUACUGUAGAUACUGUUUGAAAGGACAAAGCAAAGGAGCUUAAAGAGUACACCAAGCAGACCUACUGCAAGUGUUGCUUGAGUCUGUGAACUACUGUACAACGCACCUAUGAAAAAAAAACUAAUAUUAGAUCAGUGUUAUUUAGCCAUUUAUUUCUUUUUUGUGUGUCUUGCAAAAGUUUGUUUAAGUUUGAAUGUUUUAGAAAGCUGCUCUAUGAAAAACCCCUCAUCCUGUCAUUUAGGUUCCCUCUUCAAGAUGCCAGUAACCAAACGAUUUUGUCUUUAUGUUACAUACAGAAAUAUUCAUGCUGUCAAACUUGGGGUUGGGACACUGGGGUUAACUGUUUUUUGUAGACUCAUCUAAUUGCAGUCUCAACAUGAGAGACUAAUGCACUGACUGUAAUGUCUUGGAUUUGGGCGUUUGUUGGCCUCCUUUUUAGCAUAAUGAAAUUCAGAUUCAUCUUCAAAAUGACAUGUGACUUUAAGAAAGUAUUUGUUAUUUGUAUGAUGUAGUACAGUAACAAUCACAGUGUAUCCACUGCUGAUAUACAGCUCCAUAUACAGAAGGUAGAGUAUAAAAAGACAUGAAACUUGACAAUCCAUGAUGAUUAUCUAAAAAUAAGAGUAAAAUCUGAAUGAAUGAAAUGGAAGCACUGCUGUGAUGAUCAUUCAGUUUGUAAGAUCAGAAAAGCAUGUCAUAAACUUUCAAGUUCCCUUUUCUUCUGUAAAGGAAAUGAUAAAAUGUUAAGUUCUGCAUGCUAAUUUCGGCAUAAUUUAUAUAGAAACAAGAAGGUUUUGUCAUCAAAUAAUAAAUUAAAGGUCACCUGCUAUUAUUCUUUUCAUAUAAUUUGGGACACUAACCAACAGCUAACAUCUCAUGAAGUCAACAUGAUGGGGGUCAAGAAAUACUUCAAAUCCAAAAUUUACAGUGUCUUUACCUCAUAUGCUUCUUUUACAGAACUAUACAGAUUAGAUGAGUGAAACACAAAAAUACAUUUAUUAUUUGUCACUGUUGCAAUACUUUAAGCUUUUGUCUACACAUCACUGCAUCUGUGAUUUGCUUGCCUGCCUGAACGUUGUUUUGAAAGAUAUUGUACAGUUAUGUAAUAAAAGGACACUAACUA
Molecule: messenger RNA, 3995 nt
Organism: Thunnus maccoyii (southern bluefin tuna)
Lineage: Eukaryota; Metazoa; Chordata; Actinopteri; Scombriformes; Scombridae
Gene: cyp1b1
Product: cytochrome P450 1B1
Exons: 2
Coding region: 291-1934 (547 amino acids)
Biological process (GO): hormone biosynthetic process; progesterone metabolic process
Molecular function (GO): iron ion binding; steroid 17-alpha-monooxygenase activity; heme binding
Source: RefSeq, a predicted model, not a curated record